AUGACGCUUGCCCUGCCCAGGUCUCCCUGGACCACCGUGUCCCCAGAGAGGACCAGGCGUGUCCCCGGGGCACUCGGGCACAGAGGCUUAGGGGCUCGGGUGGGCAGCUCUCAGCUGGGAGCUCGGAACCCGGGGGUGGGCGUGUGCCCGUGUCAUGGUGGGUCCGGCGCGGGCCGGCUUCCGGCGUGGUUUGCCUGGCCCCUGGUGUCGCGGCGGGCAGGCCAGGGCGGGGAGUGGAGGACCUGUGUUCCUUCCCUGCGGGAGCAGGCUUUCUGGAAAGCUCUUGUAGGAACCUCAGAGGCAGUGAGUACCUCUCAGGGUGGCUGGAAGUACAGUUUGCACCCGAUCACCUCCUUCCGUCUCCGUGGCAACCGCAGGCAUCAGGGAGUCUGUGACCAUGGUCCCUGUGGCUCAAGUCCCGUGAGACGGAGGAAGCCCACUCCAGCCCUGGAAAAGGGACAAACGUCUGUUCAGUCUGGUGGGGAGGUCUGGGGAAGGGGGGCUGGAGAGAGGGAGCUGCGUGGGAGGACCAGGGCUGCUGCGAGGGGUGAGGUGGGCCCGUGGCUGGAACUCCGAGAUCUUGCUGGCUCUGCAGCGGCACCCUCAUCUGUAAAAAGUGCUUCUCCGCCCAAGUCCAAGUUCACAGGUAACAGAGGCACUGGGAGUUGGCCUUCUGGGGGCAGGCACUGGGGGGGGGGGACCCUUGGAGAAGGCCAAAGCAUCAGGCUUCAUCACAGUCACAGUGAGGACCUGGCGAGGGAAGACUCGGGGCCCCCAAACGCUGCAUCCCCGCCAUGGGAAGAGGUGGCCCUGGGGCUUGUCCCGGUGACCCUUCCGUGUGCUCACAGAGGCACGUGCACACGCACGCACAUAGGUGCCAGCCUGGGCCAGAGCUCAAGCCUAUGGGUCCAGAGUGCCCAUCACCCUGGCCUGACGCGUGAGCUAGCAGGAGACGGGGAGGGCCACUCGUAGGGCCAAUGCUAUAUCCAAACCCACAUGCCCUUGUGGCGAAGGAUCUAGAUUCCUGCUGCGGGGAAACGGAAAAGUCAGGCACGAAGAAAUUAACCUUCCAGUUAAUCCAUCAUUUUGCUGUCACAUUGCCUUGAGGUAACCCAGCACGUUACCGUGCCCUACACCACCGCCCAAAUUCUCAUACACACACACACACACACACACACACACGCGGACACAUACACACAGACACACACACAUGGACACAGACACACUUCAAACCAAGCGGAAUGAUGCAUAUUGUUUUAUAAUCUGCUGUCCGUGUCAUUGGAUGUCGUGUCUCUGGGUGUUUCCACAGCGUCCCAUGGGGCCACCGGCCACACACCUGCUGAAUUCGCUUUCUCUUUUUUAAUGUUUAAGUAUUAAUUCCAGUGUGGUUAACGUGCAUUCGUUUUCUGAACCAGGACUCUCUGAGUAGAUACCGGUUUCUUAGGCUUCUGGAAGCUUUUCUCUCUGCUGGAACCCACACCCCUGUGCAAACUAGCUCCCUCUCGGUGCACACGCCUGUGACAUUCUCCUCACGGGACAUUCAGAGAUGGGAGGGGAGCAGAAGCGACGCCCAGGCAGCGGGAGGCAGGGGCUAGGAGCCAGGCCUCCCAGCUGGCAGCCCGGGCGCAAGCCCACAAGUUGCCACUCCCCGAAGGAGGUCAUCACCGCUGCCCAGCUGUAGACAAAUCAAGGAUGACAAUGACAGUCUCCACUGCCCAAGGGUCGGGAGGGCCGGAUGAUGCACGAGGCGUGCUGUGAUGGACGGAGUAACAGCCCCCCAGGGACCUCCGCUUCCAAAUGCCCAGGACCAUGACUCUUCUGUUAGGUGGGCAUUGGGACAGCGGACGGAAUCAAGGCUGCUGACCAGCGGACCCUACGCAGGGAGCUGAAUCCGGCUCCUCCAGAAAUACGGUGACGUCCAAACCCCUAGCAUCGGAACGUGACUACAUUUGCUGCCACGGCCUUAAAGACCUGAUUCAGUUAAAAGGAAGCCCGGAGAGCGGCCCAAACCCGGCAAGGCAGGGGCUGCGCAAGAAGAGAUUUGGACACGGACACACACAGAAGGAAGAUCCUGGGCAGAGCCAGGAAGAAGGUAAAGCGCUUUGACCUUGGACUUCUGGCCUCUAGAACCGUGAGUGAAUGUGUUCUCUUGUUGGAGCCCCCAGUCUGUGGCCCAGGGGCACGAAUGCCGUGAGUUUAUCAGGCCAGCUGGCUCUCAGCCAUCAGCACAGGAAGAGCGAGGCUCUGGGGAGAGCAGGACCCGAGCCAGGCUGGGGGCAGGAAUGGAGCAUGGAGCACUGCACCUGGCCCAGGCCUGCACCACCCUGCUGGCGGGGCUGGGGCGCUUCCCGGGCCGGGUGGGCCGGGUGGGAUGAGCACUGUACGAGGAGCUGUCCAGGAGACGCCGGCAUCUCGGCAGAGCCCACUCCAGCCUCCUGAGCCCCCCACUUGGGGGAAGUGGGAGCAACCUGUUCUGCCGGAAAUCCCCGUGUCCCCAGACCCUUUCCCCGUCCGUGGAAAACUCCAGAAGGGGCAAGAGGCAGGAUAGCAGGAGUUAGAAAAAUGCACGGACACCCGGAUCAGCGGCCAUCUGGCUCCAGGAGGAAACCGAACAUCUGGCUGCCACUGUGGCCCGCGGCUUUUAUGUAACGCACGUGUGAGCCCAUGUGUCCGGGCACGGGCUGAUGGCCCGGCCGCGCUCCCCCUAACUCUGCCCCGGGUGUGAAAUGCGCCUCGUGAUAAGAGGGCUGUUUGGAGCCAGGGUGCUGCUGGACCAGGGUGCCUGGCACGGGCUCGGAGCUCAGAGCGCCCUCCCCGUGCCCCGCAGAGCUCCCGCGCACAGGCACGUGUGUGCACACGCAGUCCGGGCUGGCUGGCCGAGUCGUUUCCUCCCGCGUGAAAUCACACCCAGGCAACCACUAAGCUGGCUUCCAGCUGCCCUCUUAGGGAACCUGCGCGUUCACAGACACUUCCACGCCCAACGCCUCACAGGCUGCGGUACAUGUAGGUGCAAACCUGGAAACACGGAAGUUCACAUUCACGCACACACACUGAUACACACGCCUACAUAAGAAAAUGGCACACGCAUGGGCUCACACUCAGUGACCCUGUUACACCUGGCCUUGCCUAUGUUUCUACACACACACAUGUGUGCUCUGGCACUAAUGUGCACACUCAAACACUGGCAAACAGACCAGCCUUGCCAGAUUUAGCAAGUCAAAAUGCAGGGUGUGAUAUUUGGAAUGCAUGUAUACUGAAAAAUUGUUCAUUUAUUCAAAGUUCAAAUUCAACUAGUGGACCUCUGUUUUCUCUUGGAAUCCUAACAUGCAUACGUUUGUGCACACACAUACACACUCUUACUCCUGAGGAUUGUAAUGUCCCCAGGCCCUGCCUAGGACAUGCCGGGUACCGGCAGAAUUUCUGAAACCUUCCUGCAUCUUGUCAUCGGCCCCGCCACUGCCACCCUGGCCACGGCGCCACUCUGGGCCCCCCUGUUCCUGAGGCUAAGAGCCUGGCCCACAUCUAGGCUCGAUGGUGGGAGAGGGAGCCCUUCCAGCCAGAGCUCAGCGCUCACUAGGACCCUGAGAAAAAGCCUCUUGCCAGCAGCCCAGCUGCGAGGUCUGGCAGGAGCCCCAGCUAAGCCCUGGGAAGAGCCCCACCCAGAGCCGAAGCCUGGGCCGGGCUUCCAGGAGGGACCUCCAGUGGGGGAUCAGAGAUGCGAUCAGAGCCCCCUGGAGACCCAGCUCGGUCUCUGCUGCAUCUGGUGCGGCAUCCCUGGUGGCAGGCAAGUCGGGGCAAGGGUCUUGAAACCCUCAUUCCUCAGCUGAAAUCCUUCACCCAGAAGGGUUUGCAUGGAGGGACAGUAGUGAGCAAGGUCCUAGGGUGACCUUGGCACAGAAAGAAGGGUCCCCGGGGGAAGACCCAGACCUGCCCCGCCCAUCCCCACCCCCCUGUAUAAGAGAGAAAGUCUAGUCCGGGGCCCCAGGCCAGCAGAUGCGCAGAGAGUCUCCUGAGAGCCUCACAGAGAACAGGGUGAAUUUAAGAAAGCAUCUCUUUCCCCACUUAGCCUGUUUUUUGGUUACAUAAGAAUGCAUGUUCAUUAUUUAAAAAUGAGCACGUAGAGGAAAGCCAAAAGCACACAUUUUUUUGGUUAUUCCUUUGAGACAUUUUUUAUGCAUUCAUAAAAGUAUGAUGUAUUUUGACCAAAAAAAAAAAAAAUCGUUAAACACUGUAGUCCUAUGACCUACUUUUUUCAUUUACUGACAUAUUGUGAAUAUCUGCCUCCAUCAAUAAUUAAAUAUCUACCCCUUGACAUUUAACAGCCUCCUGGCGAUCCCUGAUAUGGAAAAGCCAUAUAUCUAUACCAGUUUGUUUUAUUAAUUGAGAUGAAAUUCACAUGCCAUAUACAAUUAACCGAUUUAAAGUGUACAAUUUGGUGGUCCUCAGUAUAUUCACAAGGUUGUUUCAAACCCUUUGCAUCACUCCAGAAUUAAACCCCACGCCUACUUCUCGGUGAGCCCCUCUGUCCCUCUGGAUAGAACGUGCAGAUAGAAUCAUACAAUGAUUCUAUCGUUGCAUCUGGUUGCUUUAGGUGUAGUGUCUUCCAGGUUCAUCCUUGACGUACCAGAUGUCAGAACUCCGUUCCCUUUUACAGAUGAAUAAUAUUCCAUUGCGUGGCGGGACCACAUCUUGUCUAUCCCUCCAGCCUGUGGUAGACGUUUGGGUAGUCCGCAUUCUCCAGCUGUCGUGAACGGUGCCGUCGUGAAUGUUUGUGCACGCGUGUCUGUGAGUCCCUGUCGUCAGUUGUAGGCACAGACUUUGGAGUGGAACGGCUGGGGGACAGGGAAAUUCUGUGUGUGACUUUUGGAGGAGCCUCCACCUACCUGUUUUCCACAGUAGCUGCACCAUGUACAAUCCCACCGGUGGGAUGUCAGGAGCCCCAAGUCUCCACCUUCCUGCCCACACAUCCCUGCAUUUGCAAGGUAGUCAUUCGAAUGGGUAUUAAAGUGGACCCCCAGGUUUGCUGUAAAUAUGAGUUACUUCUGUUCAACAGGGAGUAUUUCUGUUGUUUAAGACAGCCAGUGUGGGGGGGGUUUGCAAUGGCAGCCCCAGCAAAUUCAUCCAAAGACUGUAUGUUUUCUCAGGCACUGUUAGCUGUCGCCUUUGUUUUUCUUCUUUGCGAGUUACCUGUUUGUGUCAUCUGCCCUUCCCUUGUUCAUGAACCCGAAGCGUGCUGGUGGCCCUCCCGAGUGCUGGUCCACAGCCUGGCAUGCUGAGAGCAAGAUCGUGCUGCCCGACAGAGCUCCCCAGGUGACUCCAGGACAGCCCAAACUGAGAACCAGCAACCUUGACCUCCAGGACCCUCAGCUGGAAAAAUCAGUGGGGUCCAGCUAGGGAGUGGCCCAAGCCUCUGAGCCUUAUAGCAAGAGUCACCACCCCAGCUGGUUCAGCAAGGCCUAGGUACCUAAUUCUGUCACUAAUUCUUACCCACCCCACCACCCCUGUGGAUGAGACAGGGAAACCGGUUUGUGUUUAUUCUGCUCCUACAAGUCCUGAGACUGCAGAGUCACUGGCUGUUAGUUCCUCGGUUUUUCCUCCUGCGGAUGAACCCAAACCAGGCUCUGGGUCAGCAGGUCGAGGCUGCACGACGUCGGGCCUCCCUCUCCUGCCGGCCCGACUCCCGCUCCUCCAGGGGACAGGCCAUCCCAAGGCCUGAGGCCCUCUGUCCCCCGCAACCCCGCCAGGGCUGGCUCCUCACCUUCCAACCAUAAACCCUGUGGAAAGGGGAUGAGAAGAGCCAGGAGGAGGCUCCUCUGAGGAAAUGCCUGAGGAGAGGUGACCCAGGCAGGAUGCGGCAUCGGGGCGGGCCCUAACCCAAUCUGACGGCGCCUUAUGGAAAGGACAGACGGGGACACGGAACCAGCCGCAGAGGGAAGAAGACGUGAGGACACUGGGGGCCGCUGUGUGGGGACAAGGCACUGGAGGACCCGAGCGAUGUGCGUGGCACCCGGAAGGCUGGAAGCCCUGCAGGGCCUGGAGCGGUUCCUUCCCCAGCACCUUGGAGGGACACGACCCUGCCGAGACCUUGAUUUCAGACUUCCGGCCCCACAACCGUGAGACGAUCCGUUUCUGGUUUUCUAGCCUUCCCGGUUGGUGGCCCUGGAUCUUAGAGCCGACCCAGGACACUAACACUGACCCUUUCAUGCACCAAAGACAGGGAGGACGUUUAAAAGUUUGGGGGAAGCGCCUGGGUGGCUCAGUGGCUUAAAGCCUCUGCCUUCAGCUCAGGUCAUGAUCUCAGGGUCCUGGGAUCAAGCCCUGCAUCGGGCUCUCUGCUCAGCAGGGAGCCUGCUUCCCUCUCUCUGCCUGCCUCUCUGCCUACUUGUGAUCUC
Messenger RNA from Mustela lutreola (European mink), 6392 nucleotides. RefSeq lists its product as uncharacterized. The transcript is spliced from 6 exons. Bases 1 to 972 code for a protein of 323 amino acids. NCBI's taxonomy places the organism in Eukaryota, Metazoa, Chordata, Mammalia, Carnivora, Mustelidae. The record is from RefSeq and is a predicted model, not a curated record.